Messenger RNA from Rotaria sp. Silwood1, 1755 nucleotides. The record is from the annotation of a GenBank genome assembly. Lineage: Eukaryota; Metazoa; Rotifera; Eurotatoria; Philodinida; Philodinidae.
AUGAAAACAGGACAUAUAGCUGCCUUGACUCGUGAUCAAAAAUACAAAAUGAAAAUUAAUCUGAAACGAUUGACUUCGAAGUCUUUUGAUAAAAAAUAUAGGAAAAAAAAAGCAAUUUAUCAAGCUAUCUAUCGUCGUAAUAAAAAACAAGAAAGAUUAGAUGAACAAACAACAAUGUCAUCAACAUCAUCAGUGACAACCGAUCGAAGAAAAAAUGAAGGUCAACGUCGUCGUCGAGCAAAUAUAAAUAAACUGAAAAAUGAAAAUACAAAAUUACGUGAAAGAAUGCUGGAGCUAGAAAAAGAAAUGAAACAACUUAAGUCAUCAUCACAGUCAACAAAUGAAGAUUCAUUACAUGAAACACCAACAUCAUCACCAACAAAAUUGUUGAUAUCCAGUUUAAGUCCACCAGCUAAAAAACGAGCAACUUUACGGAUGAUGAACAGAAAGGAAGGUCUUCAGCGUGGUACAAUAUCAAGUAUUCGAAGAAAGUUUGGUAUUAACUUAUCAAAUACAUAUUCACCUCCAUCGUCUACGCCUUCUCAACUUGAAGAAGCAAUUCAAGAUUUUAUGUGUAGAGAUGACGUAUCGAAAUUAUGUCCAGAUAAAAAAAAACAAAUAAAUCAUCAUCAAAUACGAUAUCGAUUAAACCAUUUAACAGUUCUGCAUCAACAAUUUGAAACAGAAACAAAAAUUGAUGUUGAUUAUCAUACAUUUCGACGCUAUGUUCCUUCGUUUAUUGUUAAACCAAAAGUCGAUGGUUGGGGUACAUGUUUGUGUAUUUGUUGUUUAAAUCCACAGAUAAAAUUAGAUAAAUUAAAUCAACUAGUAUCAACAAAACCAAUAAUUAAACAAUUAUUAAACUCCAUGCCAGUUGAUUUAAACGAACUCAAAGGUGAAAAUUUUAGCGUAACUUAUAAUGAAUGGCAAAAAAUCAAAACACCAGGAAGUUCUUCAACAGUAUCAAAAAAAGUUCCAUUGGUAGUAACGAUUGAAGAUUUUAAUCUUGAACAACAUUUGGAACGUAUUCAUCAACAAUUCAAGGCAGCUAAACAAGCAAAAAUCGAUGCACAACAAUCAGAUGAUACUGCAACAAUGCAAAUUGAUUGGGCAGAGAAUUACUGUAUUCGACAAGCUCAAGAAGAAAAAGGGGCAUAUUAUUUCGAAAAUCAUGUAUCUCUACAUUCAGGAUAUGUUUGGUUGAAAAACAAUGCAUUUAGUUUUUGUUCAAUGUCCAAUUGUACAAAUCAUAUGGCCGAAGCUGCAUGGUGCAGUAUUAAAGACUUAUUGGAUUAUUUGAUCAACGAUCAGCAGAAAAAACAAAUUAACAUCAUAUCGGAUUCUCCAUCUUCACAAUAUCGUAAUAAAACAACCAUUUAUAUGUUAAACCGAUAUGCAACAAAGCAUAAUAUUACAAUGAGAUGGAUUUUUCUUGAAUGUGGACAUGGAAAGGGAGUGGCUGAUGCCAUUUCAGCUCAAAUGAAAAGAAAAAUGGACGAAUGCAUUUCAUUCAAUCCAACUAAAUCAUAUGAAAAAUCAUUAGAUUUUGUUCGUGAAAUUCAAAAUUCCACAUCAAUCAAAUUAUUCAUCUACGACCAAUCUCAUAUUGAUGAAAUAAAAAAACAAAUACCACGUACAUUACAAACAGUUAAAGGAACAGCUGAAUUUCAUGAGGUAAUUGCUGAACCAACUGGUUUAGUCUUUGGUAAAAAAACAUCUGAUCAACCGCAAGUAAAGUUGACAUUAAGAUUUUAA